Molecule: messenger RNA, 900 nt
Organism: Arachis stenosperma
Lineage: Eukaryota; Viridiplantae; Streptophyta; Magnoliopsida; Fabales; Fabaceae
Exons: 1
Coding region: 1-900 (299 amino acids)
Molecular function (GO): nucleic acid binding; zinc ion binding
Source: RefSeq, a predicted model, not a curated record
AUGGCGAACCUUGCGAACACCAUGGAGCCUAACGCUGCUGUGACUCUGCAAGUUGUGCAGAGGUUAGGCCAACCGGCCAGAAACAGAAACGGGAAUGGCGAAGGAAAUACGGAUGACAAUGCUGAAGGGAGUGGAGACAACACGGGAGGUGCUCCGAUGACCUUAGCGACUUUUCUCAAGGUGCAUCCGCCAAGUUUCAAAGGUUCAACAAAUUCCACAGAAGCGGACAACUGGUUCCAAGCAAUGGAGCGUGCACUGCAGGCACAGCAUGUCCCACACAACCAAUACGUGGAGUUUACUACUUAUCAGCAUCGGGAAGAUGGCCAACAUUGGUGGCAAGCAGAGUGCCACUUGUUACAGCUUCAAAAUGCCCACGUCCCUUGGGAUGUGUUCCAAACGGCCUUCUACAAGAAGUAUUUUUCUGAGUCUGCAAGGGAAGUAAAGGAGAUGGAACUAUUGCAGCUGGAGCAAGGUUCCUUGUCGGUGGCAGAAUAUACAAGCAAAUUCGAGGAACUUUGUAGGUUCUCUAUGGAGAUCAGGAUGGCUGUGGCUCCUAUGGAGAUCCGUAUUUUCUUCGAUCUGGUGAACAAGGCCAGAAUGGUUGAAGAGAACGCGAAGACGGUAGCCUCGUCAAGGGACACUCAUGGAGUAAACACUAGUAGGGAACGCGAUAACAACCUUGGACCGUGGGGACAAAACCUUAAGAAAUAUGGUGAAGGGAAGCGGUCAAGAGCUUAUUCCCCUAAUAUGAAAUGUCAGGAGUGUGGAAACUACCAUCCAAAUAGGCCGUGCCAAUUGGAUAAGAAACUAUGUUACAAGUGUGGCGCACCAGGACAUUUGGUUAGAGAUUGUCCACUCCGAAGAACACCUGAGGCGGGUCGAUCACAACAACAGGAUUGA